Diospyros lotus (date-plum) is the source of this 3626-nucleotide messenger RNA. RefSeq lists its product as uncharacterized. Gene Ontology annotation, molecular function: acyltransferase activity, transferring groups other than amino-acyl groups. NCBI's taxonomy places the organism in Eukaryota, Viridiplantae, Streptophyta, Magnoliopsida, Ericales, Ebenaceae. The transcript has 19 exons. Bases 314 to 3055 code for a protein of 913 amino acids. The record is from RefSeq and is a predicted model, not a curated record.
UAUCGUCCUUACGUAUCCCUCGAACCAAAAUCAGUAAAUAAACCCUAAUUUUUCUUUUUCAUUCUAUUGUUCGGAGAUUUGAUGAAUACAAACCUCUCAGACAUUGUGUCUUCAAUCCAAAUCUAUAUCGAUUCCGUACAAUCCCUUCUAUACGCACAUAUGCAAUCUUGUUUGCCGAUGUUUGGAAUCUGAAUCUGAAUGUCGAUAUUGAAUUUCUAGGGUUAUCGGUUUCUACGCCUUGGACUUGAUUGGUGGCUGAUUGAUUUGGGCUAUCAGAGACUUGUGCUCUGAUCUGUUGGUGGCUUUUGUUUCAAUGGCGAACGGCGCUGAUGCAGAGGAUUACGUGGUCUUGUCUCGUGUCCGGCCUGGUUUAAAGCGUGAACUUGCUUUUGCGUUGAAAUCGCAAGCGGAGUAUGCUGGUUCCAUUGGUCGGACGCGUGCAAGGAGGUCGCCAUUUGGGGCUGUACCUUGUGAUAAAUCGAAGAAUUCAAGCAACAAGAAAUUGAAAAGUGCAGGCUCCAAGAAUGUGAAUAAUGAUGUGGAAAAGCAUCCUGUCGGAGAUCAAUUCGUGAUUGGUGUUGAAAAGUCGAUGAUCAACGAGGCUAUGAAUGUUAAGUGCCAGGUGGAAAGUGGUGCAAUUGGAGAUGAUGCGGAUAGAGUGGUUUCUGUAAGUGAAGACGAGCCAAAGAGUGAUGUCGUGGAUUUAGCCAGUGAUGAUGAGCAGAAGAGCGUUUUGGUAGAAUCUGCUGCCAAAGAGGUGGAACCAAUGUUCAUGGACUUACCUGAGGUUGAGGAUCUGGGAAAAGUUUGCAGUUCAGAUGAACCCUCGAUCAAUGGGGAGGCAAAGAAGGGCAAAUUAGAGCCACUGUGCAAGGUAGAAUCCACCAUGCAAACAGAAAAUUUGGUUCCAGAGGCAGAACUAGCCAAUGAAGUUGUGGAAAAGGGUUUCAAUGAGAGACCUAUUAUGACUGUCACUAGUUCAUCUGUGAAUUUAAUGGCAGAGCCAUUGGAGAAAUCAGCUUCUGAAAAGGUGGACACUGCACGAGGGGCAGAAAGUAAUGCAACGGGCAAAUUGAAAAUGAAAAUGUCAAAAAAGAUCGCGUUGAAGCGGUUCCCAACAAAGUUGAAGGAAUUACUGGAAACUGGUCUGCUUGAGGGUUUGGCAGUGAAGUACUUACGUGGUGUGAAGACAAGAGGGCUAUCAGAUAUGGGGCUUGAAGGAAUUAUUAAAGGCACUGGGAUAUUGUGUUCCUGUGAGAUGUGUGAUGGAACUCAAGUUGUUUCACCAAACCAAUUUGAAUUACAUGCUGGUAGUGCAAACAAGCGUCCUCCUGAUUAUAUUCACUUAAAGAAUGGGAAUACUCUUCGUGAUGUCUUGAAUGCAUGCAAAAAUGCUUCUACCGAAUCCUUGGAAGUAACUAUUCUGAAUGCAAUUGGACGUCCAUAUGAAAGCAGACCUACUUUGUGUCUGAACUGCAAAGGACCUAUUCCUGAAGCUGGGCUCGGUAGAACAAUGAUGCUGUGCAAUUCAUGCUGGAUUCCAAAAGACUCUCAGCCCAGUCCUGCUCCCUUGACUAAUAAUGGCUCUAGGUCACCAACUACUUUUUCCAGUCCAAAGUCGUCUGACAGUGCUUCCUUCAGCAAUUCAUCACGGAGUAAAAUUCAGGGGAGGUUAACUCGAAAAGAUCUGCGGUUGCACAAGUUGGUAUUUGAUGCUCUGGAAGAUGGAACUGCAGUGGCAUAUUUCGCUCGUGGGCAGAAAUGUGCUGAAGGUUACAAGAAGGGUUAUGGAUUGUUUUGCUACUGCUGCAACAGUGAGGUCAGCCCUUCCCAGUUUGAAGCACAUGCUGGUUGGGCUUCUCGUCGGAAGCCUUACCUUCACAUCUAUAUGUCAAAUGGGGUGUCUCUUCAUGAGUUCUCUGUGAGGUUGUGCAAAGAACGGAAGUUAUCUCCGGAGGAAAAUGAUGAUCUCUGCUCGAUCUGUGCUGAUGGAGGGGAUCUUUUAUGUUGCGAUAGUUGCCCUAGGGCUUUUCACACAGAGUGUAUUUCUCUAUCCAGCGUGCCCUGUGAUUCUUGGUACUGCAGAUAUUGCCAGAAUAUGUUCCAGAAAGAAAAAUUUGUGGAGCGCAAUGCCAAUGCUCUGGCAGCUGGAAGGGUUGCAGGCAUAGAUCCUAUGGAACAGAUAACACUACGGUGCAUCCGUAUUGUUGAAACUGCAGAGUCUGAUGUUGGAGGAUGUGCUCUCUGCAGGGGUCAUGAUUUCAGCAAAUCAGGAUUUGGUGCUCGGACAGUUAUACUUUGUGAUCAGUGCGAGAAGGAAUAUCAUGUUGGCUGCUUAAAGGAGCAUAACAUGGAUGAUCUAAAGGAAUUGCCCAUGGGCCAGUGGUUCUGUUGCAAGACCUGCAACAGUGUUCACUCUGCUUUGCAACAACUGGUUGCUAGUGGAGAAGAAAAAUUGCCAGAAUCAACGCUGAGCCUUAUCAAGCAGAAACUAGAGCAGAAAGGUUCUGAAAGUGUGACUGAUCUCGAUCUAACAUGGAGGCUUCUUAGUGGGAAGAUGGCUUCUGAUGAAAAAAUUAGACUGUUGCUUUCAAAGGCUGUUUCUAUCUUCCAUGAUCGUUUUGACCCUAUAGCAUAUUCGAACACUGGCAGUCUGGAUUUUAUUCCACACAUGGUUUAUGGGAGGAACGUGAGGGAUCAGGAAUUUGGGGGAAUGUACUGUGCGGUAUUAUCAGUCAACUCAACCGUUGUGUCUGCUGGAGUUAUUCGAGUAUUUGGAGAGGAAGUAGCAGAGCUUCCUUUGGUUGCAACUAGUACUGAUUAUGAGGGACAGGGCUAUUUCCAGGCACUAUUCUCUUGCAUAGAAAACCUACUUGGACUUCUCAAUGUGAAAAAGCUCGUGCUGCCAGCUGCAUAUGAAGCGGAAUGUAUUUGGACAAAUAAAUUUGGUUUCGAGAAGAUGACGGAAGAAGAGCUGAUGAAAUACCGAAGAGAUUAUCAAAUGCUGAUCUUUCAAGGGACAUCAAUGCUUCACAAGCCAAUACCGAAGCCUUGAAAUAUUUCAGCUAAAUCGGUGGGAUGGAUUGCGCGGGGAAACUAGACAGAAGUGGAGAAGGUAAAAGCGGAGUUGAAUGUACAGGGAGGGGAUGGUGGAAUGAUGCUUCGGUUAUAUGUACAGCAAGGGGGAGGCUUUACCUCUUUCUUCUCUUCACCUUGCAAGCUGUAAGAUGUGUUUUUGGUAGUGGACACAACUAUAGCACAGAAUUGAGACUCGGCCAUACAGAUAGAUAUAUGAAAUAUACAAAGAAUAGGCGCUUGCUGCUGCUGCUGCUGUUGCUGUUGCUGUUGCUUUUCGCAGGGUUUGGAAUGCUUUAUUUCGAUAUACCAGAAAAAGUACCAAAAUCAUCCUUUUGUUUUUUUUUCAGGGAUAUUGGUUUAAAUGCUCAGUUUUGUGGGCCAUGGUAUGGUUUUGUAGUCGUAGUUCUAUGUUUACAUGGCCUUUUCCUUGAAGCUUUUUUAGCUGGGAAGCCCCUUUGGUAGUACAAUGGUUUUGUAUCUAGAUUUAGCAGUACUUUGGGAACUCAUCCAGGACUGAAUAGCAGUUUUACUGUUUUCUUUACUUUUAA